UUAUUCUUUUUUCACAGGUGGUUUACUCAUUUCUAUGUUGUUGGAAGUUGUUUGUCCUGUUUGCUUCUCUUGAUGUUAGUUCUUCACUGUUUCCAUGGAGGCACAUCAGUUCCCAAGGCAAUGUCUCACAUACUAAGCCUUCACUUUACUCCUCAUAUUGACUGCUUCACUGCCUUUGUAUCUCUUUUUCUUCUACUGGUACAGACAUGUCGCAGAUUAUAUGAGUGUUGUUUUAUCAGUGUAUUCUCCAGUAGGAUUCAUAUAUUACAGUACUUUGUGGGUAUAGCAUUUUACAUUCUGGAUGCUGCUGCAGUUGCCGUCCCAUUUCUCAAGGCAGAACAAAUCGACAAAGGUGAAUCUUCUUGUCAACUUUAUAUAAGAAGGGAGAAAAAAAUGCUACUAUUGUAGUACACCUAUCAAUGUAAAACUGGGGGAGGCAGGGCAUGGGGUACUAAAGGAAAAUUUAAAGUAGUUUUUUCAAUACUGUACGUGAUAUCUACAUUCCGGUUGUUUAUUAAUGAGAACAGUAUGGUGAAUGCGACAUACGGUGUAUUUUGUCAUUGCAGCCCUCAAGUCAUGAAAUUUGAGCCAGUCCUUGAAAUACGGCCAAAUUUUUAUGGCCAAUAUUAUUAUUAGUGACCGUAUUAACAGGGUUCCACUGUAUCUUAAAACGUUCAAUUAUUGAUCCCAUCAGUGCACCUUAUGUGAAGAAACAUUCAAAUACCCCCUCACUGCUUAAUGACAGCCAUUUAAAGCUAGAAUUAACAACUUGUUGAGAAUUUUGAUUAUGUCCACUGAUUAUUUACAACCCAAUUUUUUUAGUGACUUAAUUUGAUAAUUUCAGAGGAUAAAACUAUUGCCAAGUAAAUUGAUUUUACACUGUCACUUCAAGAGAUUCAUCUUGCAACAUAAUCAACUGAUAGAACAAAAGUGAAAAAGAAUCCAACACCAGGCCUUGAGAAAGAGCAGCCUGCUUUUGUUACUGCUUGAUUAUCUUAUCAUUCAGCUAUAUUUAACUGUAACUACUGCAUGAUAACCUGACAUUGUUUGCUUGCUCAUAACUUUAUUUUUUCAAAACAGGUUGGUGCAAUUCUUGUAGACGUCCCUUCAAAGACUUUUCCUGGUACCAGUGGCUUGCCGUAGCUAUGUUUUUAUGGGCAAGUUUGCAUCAGUGGAGGUGUCAUAACAUCCUAGCAAAGUUACGGCACUCACCAAGCAUGGAGGCAAGGAAAGUCUACAGAAUACCUUAUGGAGACUGGUUUGAGUUUGUUUCCAGCCCUCACUACCUUGCAGAAAUCAUGAUUUACAUAUCAUUGUUUCUACUACAGAAAGCAAAGAAUAUUUACAUUGGCUUAAUCUUGCUUCUAACAGUUGAGAACCUCUCUCUUGGAGCAACAGUGACACAUGACUGGUACAAAAAGAAGUUUAAGGAAUAUCCUCAAUCUCGAUACAGGAUUGUUCCAUUAUUGUACUAG
Porites evermanni is the source of this 1475-nucleotide messenger RNA. The record is from the annotation of a GenBank genome assembly. Lineage: Eukaryota; Metazoa; Cnidaria; Anthozoa; Scleractinia; Poritidae.